AUGGCGCACCUGCCCACAACUCCAGAGGCAGGUGAUGCCGUAUCUGAACAAACUGAAAUGGAGGCACAUUCAGAACAUAAUAUGGCGAGCACAGUCCAGUCGAUCAUCACCAUCUUUACCCAAAAGGUCCAAAAAAAUUCAAAGCACACCACCAAAGCAUUAAUAAAGCACAUCAGACAUUAGACAUUGUCGGUACACGACUCAAUAAACCGGCAGACGAGUUCGACCUGAUGGGAAAAUCGAUUGCAAUCAAAUUACGGCGAUUGCCAAGAGAAAUACGACUACUCGUAUAUUCAAAAAAAUUAACAAACGAUAUCCUAUUUCAAACGGAGUUAGGAAAAGUUAACGAACAUACCAGAAUAACUUCCGAACCCAAUCAACUCCAACCAACACCAAUUAAUAAUAGUAAUACAUUAUUCCUUCCGCCACCAAACUGUGAUCCCAUCUGGACUCAGUCUACACCAACCAACCAACCAACAACAAUUAAUAAUAGUAAUACAGCUGCUGUGUAUUACGGCUCUUAUAAUCCUUUACAAUAAUUACUAAUAUACUGUUAUGAUUAUGUUUU
Molecule: messenger RNA, 568 nt
Organism: Acanthoscelides obtectus
Lineage: Eukaryota; Metazoa; Arthropoda; Insecta; Coleoptera; Chrysomelidae
Source: the annotation of a GenBank genome assembly